AUGGUGUUGAAUAACUCCACCUUGAGCAGACUCAGCAGAACAUGCAAGAAGUACGACUUGCUGAUCACGCCCCUCCUCUACAAGCGCAUUUCUGUUGCUGCCAUGUUCCACGCACAUAUCGGAAAGCUUAUCCGUACCCUCGAACCACACCUGAGCAUUCAACAACGAAAGCAAUUGAAGAAGGAGGGUACAUACAAAGGCCAGAAGGACAUCUACCCAAGUAACCUCAGACCUGAUGAGAAGCCUAUCUGUGUGAACCAUGUCCGCCAGCUCGUCAUUGGAUCCGUCCAAGCGGGUAGGAAUCAUGAUUAUAUCGUCCAUCGAUAUAUUGAAGAAACGUUGAAGAAUACAGACAAUAUUGAAAUCUUGGAGUCUUGUUUCGUCACAGAGUGA
Messenger RNA from Fusarium graminearum PH-1, 393 nucleotides. RefSeq lists its product as uncharacterized. Lineage: Eukaryota; Fungi; Ascomycota; Sordariomycetes; Hypocreales; Nectriaceae. The record is from RefSeq and is a predicted model, not a curated record. The transcript is spliced from 2 exons. Bases 1 to 393 code for a protein of 130 amino acids.